GCCCUUUCAAGUCAAGACAUAUCCUCCCUCCACAAAACCAUUGCACUUUACAAACUCAAUCCGUAUUUAUAUAUUAUAAUCCCACAAUCUUACAACAAUCAAGUCAUUUGAUCCACCAAAAAACCAGACAAAAACAUCCUUAAAAAAUGAUGAACAAGUUACUAAUGUUGCUUUGCUUUCUAGUUUUGCUAGUUGUUCCCCUUUCAAGUGCUGGCCAAGAUCUCUCCGACACAUUGGAGGUUUUCGCCAAGCUCCACGGCUUGGAUGUGGAAGACGACGAAGGAGAGGAUGACCCGUUGGAGGCCUUAGACCUCCCAUCUCAGCGUGGUGGCCAUAUCAGCAAAGUGCUUGUCAAUGUAGAUGCCUUUGGUGCUGUUGGAGAUGGUGUAGCUGAUGAUACUCAGGCCUUCACCAAUGCAUGGAAACGAGUUUGUUCCACUCCGAAAUCAGUUCUCUUGGUCCCCGAAGGGCGUCGCUACUUAGUGAAUGCAACGAGAUUCAGAGGGCCUUGCGUGGACAAGAUUGUGAUCCAGAUCGAAGGGACCAUCGUUGCACCAGAUGAUCCGAAGAGCUGGGAUCCCAAGAAUCCAAGAACUUGGCUGGUUUUCAACAAUCUAACCAAGGUUUAUUUCCAAGGGAAUGGUGUCAUAGAUGGCUCAGGCACCAAAUGGUGGGCUGCUUCUUGCAAGAAAAACAAGUCCAAUCCAUGCAAGAGUGCACCAACGGCCCUCACAAUAGACUCGAGCUCAGCUGUGAGAGUGAAAGGAAUCACCGUUCAGAAUGGGCAGCAGAUGAACUUUGUCAUCGGGCGUUCAGACUCCGUUCGGGUCAUUAAUGUCAAAGUAUCUGCCCCAGAGGACAGCCCCAAUACAGAUGGGAUACAUAUCACUGAAUCAACAAAUGUAGUUCUUCAAAACUGUAAAAUUGGGACAGGAGAUGAUUGCAUAUCAAUUGUCAAUGCUAGCUCCAAUAUCAAGAUAAAGAAUAUAUUUUGUGGACCAGGCCAUGGAAUUAGCAUUGGCAGCCUUGGCAAGGACAACACAACUGGCAUUGUCGAGAGCGUGGUUGUGGAUAAGGCCUUCCUCCGAGGCACCACCAACGGCCUCAGAAUAAAGACCUGGCAGGGAGGCUCUGGCUACGUGCGAGCAGUGCGCUACCAAGACGUCAGGAUGGAAAACGUCAGCAACCCGAUAAUCAUAGACCAAUUCUACUGCGACUCACCAAAAAGUUGUGAAAACCAGACAUCAGCAGUCAACAUAACCCAAAUCAUGUACCGCAACAUAACUGGGACAUCAAGAAGCCAAAAGGCCAUGAAAUUUUCUUGCAGUGACACAGUUCCUUGCACUCACAUCAUCCUUAACAACAUCAACCUGCAGAGGAGCGACGGCACAGUGGAGACCUACUGCAACUCUGCAGCAGGCAUCGGCUACGGGUACAUAAAUCCAUCAGCAGAAUGCCUUUCCUCUUCUGACAAGGAUGCUAAAAUUGUUCAACCUACUACACAACACAUAGUUCACACAGAGCUUUGAGUUGCUUCUUGAUUGUUUGUUAUACUAUGUAGUAGUAUGAGCAGUGUGAGAUUGGUUUGGAAUAUCAUAUGAUUCUUUGAUUGUAUAAUGAAUUCUGGUUAAAACAGAGUAAGAUAUACUUAGAAUAGAUAGUAUGAAGCAUAUCUUGUAAGAGCAUCAAGGACUGUAUAUGUAACUUUUAUACUUAAUUUUCGGUUUGGAAAAAUAAAAGAUAUUCAUGUAUGCUUAUAA
Messenger RNA from Salvia splendens (bonfire salvia), 1760 nucleotides. RefSeq names its product probable polygalacturonase At1g80170. The coding region runs from base 147 to 1529 and encodes 460 amino acids. NCBI's taxonomy places the organism in Eukaryota, Viridiplantae, Streptophyta, Magnoliopsida, Lamiales, Lamiaceae. The transcript is spliced from 9 exons. Gene Ontology annotation, molecular function: polygalacturonase activity. The record is from RefSeq and is a predicted model, not a curated record. Gene Ontology annotation, biological process: carbohydrate metabolic process.